Anopheles merus is the source of this 675-nucleotide messenger RNA. RefSeq names its product ATP synthase subunit e, mitochondrial (gene ATPsynE). Gene Ontology annotation, molecular function: proton transmembrane transporter activity. The coding region runs from base 107 to 355 and encodes 82 amino acids. The record is from RefSeq and is a predicted model, not a curated record. Lineage: Eukaryota; Metazoa; Arthropoda; Insecta; Diptera; Culicidae. Gene Ontology annotation, biological process: proton motive force-driven ATP synthesis. The transcript is spliced from 3 exons.
GUCAAAUUUUCACAUUCUGCCAUUUCGGACCGAUUGCAAUUGUACUGCGCCAGAAAAUCGUCUAUUUUUCUGUAUCGCCGCAAACUCGUUUCCCGCAGAAUCCGAAAUGGCUGAUCUUGGUGCUCCAGUCCGCGUAUCCCCACUGAUCCGGUUUGGCCGUUGGUCGUUCCUGGUCGUCGGAGUUGCCUACGGUGCGUACCAUCAGCAGCGCCUGGCUAAGCGUGAGGUUGGCAUUCGCGAAAUCGAAGCACAACAGAAGGUUAUCCGUGACGCUAAGCUGGCCGAGGAGAAGAAGCGAAACCAGGAAGCCGAAGCUAAGGCCAUCGCUGAGCUGUCCAUGCCAACCAAGAAGUAAACAGCGAAAGGAUGAAUCUGCUUCCGUUCUAAGGCACGUACCAUCUUGUGUCCUGUGUUAAUGCUGCAGUACUGGGAUGAUGAAUAAAUUCUUUCAUAGGAAGUAAAACAAACAACCACCAUCCCGCGUCGUAACUUUUCGUGACGGCCCACGCCGGGUCGGAUACUGUGCGGAUGUACCGUGUGUGUUCAGCUCACCGGAAUCGUUGGAAUUUCGUUUAAUGAAAGAAUCAACGGCAAUGCAGUACAGAAGGGUCUGGGGGAUAAAAAGCAUCAUCCUGUUCAUUUAGAGAAGUAGAAUAUAAAUCGAAUGGUAUCUGA